ACCUCGUCGCCCCGUAGACUGCGGCCCCGAAACUACACUUAAGAGUCCCUCGGGGCCCUGGCGGAUGGCAGGCGUGAUGAAGCGCCGCACCGUGGUGGGCCGCAGGGUAUCAGAUGUAGUGUGGCGGGGGCGGCGUCCUGCAGUGUGGCUGGGCGCAACUGGACGCUGUACCUCUCGAUAGCAGCCUAGUCGCCGCUCUCCAUCCUCGCUCCUGUGCGACGCCACUUUAUCCCUCUUAAAGUGGACGAUUCAGUAGUACCGGGGAACGAAGGCAACAAGAGCUAACCAUAGCAACAACAUUUUGUUUUUGAAACCCGUCUUGCAACUGCCUGACUGCAAAAUGUACUUGCAGAUUAUGCAGACAAAAAUUGCUGCCACUUAUUGAAAGACUUCAUAGUGAAAACUGACUUUUUACCCAAACCCCUGAUUCAAGGACUUUUGCGUAGAAACUCAUGAACUGUGAAGAUAACCCUUCAUUACCAAUUAAGAUAAUAGGUUGUAAGUAACCUAAUGAGUACCAACUUUCUCUUAUUUCCUUUAAAAACUGUCUCUCAAAACAGCCGGUCACGACACAAUGUCAGAUGCUUCUGGAAUCUGUUUCUCUAAUAACAGUUCUAAAACUGCCAACAAACUCCUUAUUUGGACUUCAGUUUCUCUGACUCUUUGGUUCACCAUGUUGUGCAGCCAUCACCUCUCUCUAGUUCCAGAGCAUAUUUUAUCAAUCCUCAAAAGAAACCGUGCAUCCACCAGCAGUAACUUCCCUCUUUCAUCCAGUCCUUAGCAACCAUUAAUCUGGUUUUGGUCUCUAUUCAUUUGCCUUUCCUGGAUAUUUCAUAUACAUGGGAUCAUUCAGUAUCUGGCCUCUUGUAUCUGACUUUUUCACACAGUAUAACAUUUUCAAGGUUCACCUAUGUGGUGCCUUGUGUCAUUUUUUGCUAUUGUCAUGUCAGGUUUUGAAAUGGUAUGUUUUUUCUCAUCUUGUAAGGGAUUUCCAGUUGUAGAAAAUCUGCUUCUGUGUAUGACUGCAAUUUAACCAUUUUAUUUGCUAUCCAGAUACAUGUUUUAACUUGAGUCAACUAUAUUUCCACUUUGUAUAAUGAAUACUAAAUUUUGUAUCUUAGAUACUAAACUUUAUUAGAUAACUAGGAUACAAAUUACAGUUUUCAUAUUUUUCUUUUCAUGGAAUAUAAUUUUUUAAAGUUUCUGAUAUUAAUUCAUUAUAACAUUUACUGGACAAACCAACCACAUUUGGUUCUAUGAACUCUUUUCAUAUUUUACGGGAUUUUUAUUUUGUUGUCUUAGGAAUUGUGGCAUCAUUCAGUUUUGCUGAGAGUUUAUUUUUAUUAAUAGGUUCUGUGUACUAUGCAACCUGUAGUGGUUACUCCUGUUUUGCAAAUAUGGCAUUAAAACAUUGGUGAGUGGGGAGACUUUCCUCCCAUUUUAUUUCAUCAAAGAAAUCUUGUCAUUUCUCAUCAGACUUUAAGAUUUAUUGAGGAGAGUUAUUCACUUGUUUAGUAUUGUAAACUGUGACCUUUAAAUUUUGAAGGAGGUUGAACUAAAAGGUGAAAUAUGAUAAAUUGAUGGCUCUAUUUGUUGUGAAUGGAAAUUUAAUUUAGACUUGUAAAAGAUUGUUUUUUAAAUUGCUAAUUGUGUGACAGUGAAGAGAAUGACUUCAAAAUAUCCCACUAUACAAUCUGCAAAGAAAAGAAUUGUGUCCCCUUUUUAGUGUAGCUUAACACUUCACUGAAACUGUUUUGAGUUCUUAGGUCAUCUUUUUUUCUCUAAACGAAACAAUUACUUUUUUAAAAGUCAAAUGUUAGCCAUCCUAGAAGUUGGGCAUAAAACACUUGUAAGUAUAUGCUAAUAUUCUGAUACUUAAUGCCUGUGAAAAAUGUGUAUAGAAUUUUCAAUUUUUAAAUAGAAGUGAAGAAAAAGCGAUAAUAAUUACUAUAAAUUCAAUAUGCAGUUAUGUAUGUAAGUGUGUGGUUAACACAAUUAGGUUCUCAUUAAGCUUUGUUUUUUAAAGAUAACAUACACAUAUAUUGAUAAUGAUAAACAAUUCAUAUAGCUUUUUGUGUCCUCUCGUUUUGUGACAUAAAAGGUCAAUGAAAAAAUUGGCGAUUAAGUCAAAUUUGCAUUUUUCAGGAGAGUAGUAGAGCAGUCAGGGAGGCAGAUCAGCAGGGCAAGUAGUCAAUGUUACUGAAUUACCAUGUUUUGCUUGAGAAUGAAUACAUUGUCAGGGCACUAGGGGGUAGGCUGGUUGGGCGGGGUUGACAGGGGUGUUGAGGGCGGAGAAAUGAAAGUUUCAUUACAAAAGUUAACGUAACAAAGAAUCUGGUAGAAGUGAGUUUUGGAUAGUAAAAUAAGUUUCGAACUCUGGCACCUUUCAAUUUUGUCGCACCCUCCUUGUUUUUGACAAUGCAAUCAUACGCUUCUGCUAUGUUAAGCGUAUUCAACAGCGAUGAUUACAGUCCAGCUGUGCAACAGACUAUUCCCGCUCACCGGAGAAGCUCUUCCUUCCUUUGCACUGAAAGCUGUAACUCUAAGUAUCAGUGUGAAACGGGAGAAAACAGUAAAGGCAGCGUCCAGGAUCGAGUGAAGCGACCCAUGAACGCAUUCAUCGUGUGGUCUCGCGAUCAGAGGCGCAAGAUGGCUCUAGAGAAUCCCAGAAUGCGAAACUCAGAGAUCAGCAAGCAGCUGGGAUACCAGUGGAAAAUGCUUACUGAAGCCGAAAAAUGGCCAUUCUUCCAGGAGGCACAGAAAUUACAGGCCAUGCACAGAGAGAAAUACCCGAAUUAUAAGUAUCGACCUCGUCGGAAGGCGAAGAUGCUGCCGAAGAAUUGCAGUUUGCUUCCCGCAGAUCCCGCUUCGGUACUCUGCAGCGAAGUGCAACUGGACAACCGGUUGUACAGGGAUGACUGUACGAAAGCCACACACUCAAGAAUGGAGCACCAGCUAGGCCACUUACCGCCCAUCAACGCAGCCAGCUCACCGCAGCAACGGGACCGCUACAGCCACUGGACAAAGCUGUAGGACAAUCGGGUAACAUUGGCUACAAAGACCUACCUAGAUGCUCCUUUUUACGAUAACUUACAGCCCUCACUUUCUUAUGUUUAGUUUCAAUAUUGUUUUCUUUUCUCUGGCUAAUAAAGGCCUUAUUCAUUUCA
Gorilla gorilla gorilla (western lowland gorilla) is the source of this 3167-nucleotide messenger RNA. RefSeq names its product sex determining region Y (gene SRY). The transcript has a single exon. NCBI's taxonomy places the organism in Eukaryota, Metazoa, Chordata, Mammalia, Primates, Hominidae. Bases 2419 to 3033 code for a protein of 204 amino acids. Gene Ontology annotation, molecular function: DNA-binding transcription activator activity, RNA polymerase II-specific; RNA polymerase II cis-regulatory region sequence-specific DNA binding. Gene Ontology annotation, biological process: male sex determination; cell differentiation; positive regulation of transcription by RNA polymerase II. Gene Ontology annotation, cellular component: nucleus. The record is from RefSeq and is a predicted model, not a curated record.